This is a messenger RNA of Telopea speciosissima, 876 nucleotides long. Its product is annotated as NDR1/HIN1-like protein 6. The coding region runs from base 31 to 765 and encodes 244 amino acids. Lineage: Eukaryota; Viridiplantae; Streptophyta; Magnoliopsida; Proteales; Proteaceae. Gene Ontology annotation, cellular component: plasma membrane. The transcript has 2 exons. The record is from RefSeq and is a predicted model, not a curated record.
GAGCUAAAACAAUCAAUCAAUCUUAAAAAAAUGACAGAAGCAACGAAACCGGUAUUACAAAAACCACCAGGUUACAAAGACCCAAACGCCCCGAUCUCCACGGCACCAAAACCACAAAUCCGGAAACAGCCUCUUCCUCCAUCAUUCCAGCCGAAACGAAAACGCCAUGGUUGCUGUCGCAUCUGCUGUUGCUUCUUCUGCAUCUUCCUACUCCUUCUCAUCGUCCUCAUUGCCGCCGCCGGUGCACUCUUCUACCUGUGGUUCGAUCCAAAACUCCCAAUCUAUCGCUUGCAGUCCAUCCAGUUUCCUCGCUUUAACAUCUCCGUCACAUCUGACGGAACUUACCUAGAUUCCCAAACGGUCGUGAGGCUUGAAGCUAAGAAUCCGAACCGCAAGAAAAUUACAUUUUACUACGAUGAGAGUGAGGUUCGGAUGACCGUUGGCAAUGACGUUGAUUUAGGUUCGGUAUCCAUACCAAGGUUCACUCAGGCGAAGCAGAACAUAACGGCUUUGAAGUUUGCGACACAGGUGAAGCACGCUUUGAUAGACGAUGGCGAAGGUUUGAAGCUGAAGGCUCAGUUCCGAAGCAAGAGUAUGUUGGUUCGCGUGGAGGUUCGGACUAGAUUCGGGGUAGGUGUGGAGAAAUUGACGUUGGGGAAGUUGGCGGUGAACGUUUUGUGCGGAGGCGUCACAUUGAAGGAUUUAAGCGCAGGCAACACACCCCAGUGCACCGUCAACCUUUUCAAAUGGAUCAACAUAAGAUAACAUUCUUUUCCAUAAAAAGGGAAAUGCGUAACACAAAGCCACCUUAUUGAUGAAUUCAAAUGUUGUAUUGUUGUUUUGAGUUGUGAUAUGUAUAAUAAGUUGUUUCUUUCU